UUUCAAACACACACACCAACCAGCACACACUCCACAGACCUCUAUCCCAUCAUGGGGAGCAUGAGCACACCGCCACCAGCGGCGGUCACGGCGGCGAACGCCACGUCCAACGUCGGCGACGAUAACCGUGGCGGUGGGCGGGUGCUCCUGUUGCCGUUCCCGGCGGCGCAGGGCCACACCAACCCGAUGCUCCAGUUCGGGCGCCGCCUCGCGUACCACGGCCUCCGCCCCACCCUCGUCACCACGCGGUACGUGCUCUCCACCACGCCGCCGCCGGGGGACCCCUUCCGCGUGGCCGCCAUCUCCGACGGCUUCGACGACGACGCCGGCGGCAUGGCCGCGCUCCCGGACUACGGGGAGUACCACCGCAGCCUCGAGGCUCACGGUGCACGGACGCUGGCGGAGCUGCUCGUCUCCGAGGCCCGCGCGGGGCGGCCGGCGCGCGUGCUGGUGUUCGACCCGCACCUGCCGUGGGCGCUCCGCGUGGCGCGCGACGCCGGCGUGGGCGCCGCCGCGUUCAUGCCGCAGCCCUGCGCCGUCGACCUCAUCUACGGGGAGGUGUGCGCCGGGCGCCUUGCGCUGCCGGUGACGCCGGCGGACGUGAGCGGCUUGUACGCGCGGGGCGCGCUAGGCGUCGAGCUGGGGCACGACGACCUGCCGCCGUUCGUCGCGACGCCAGAGCUGACACCAGCGUUCUGUGAGCAGUCGGUGGCGCAGUUCGCCGGGCUGGAGGACGCCGACGACGUGCUCGUCAACUCCUUCACCGACCUCGAGCCAAAGGAGGCAGCAUACAUGGAGGCGACAUGGCGUGCGAAGACGGUCGGCCCGUUGUUGCCGUCGUUCUACCUCGGCGACGGCCGGUUGCCGUCGAACACGGCGUACGGGUUCAACCUCUUCACGAGCACCGUGCCGUGCAUGGAAUGGCUGGACAAGCAGCCUCCUCGCUCUGUCGUGUUUGUGUCGUAUGGGACUUUCUCCGGCUACGACGCAGCCAAGCUCGAGGAGGUCGGCAAUGGCCUUUGCAAUUCAGGCAAGCCAUUCCUUUGGGUUGUGAGGUCCAACGAGGAGCACAAGUUAUCUCGAGAACUUCGAGAAAAGUGUGGGAAGAGAGGACUAAUUGUUCCCUUUUGCCCCCAGCUGGAGGUGCUUUCUCACAAGGCCACAGAAUAAAAUAUGUUAUGUAUUGGUUGUUUUUUAUCGCACCGUGGAUGGAACUCGACGUUGGAGGCAAUUGUUAAUGGUGUACCGCUAGUGGCAAUGCCACAUUUGGCUGACCAACCAACCAUAUCAAAGUAUAUGGAGAGCUUGUGGGGCAUGGGUGUCAGAGUGUGGCAGGAAAAGAGUGGCGGCAUACAAAGGGAAGAGGUUGAGAGGUGCAUUCGGGAGGUGAUGGAUGGGGAUAGGAAGGAGGACUAUAGGAGGAGUGCUGCAAGGUUGAUGAAGAAAGCUAAAGAGGCAAUGCAUGAAGGAGGAAGGUCUGACAAGAAUAUUGCUGAAUUUGCUGCGAAGUAUUCGAAAUGACAAUCCAGUGAGAAUGGCUAUUAGCCUAGAGAUGUUCUAGCUUAUGAAUAAUUUUUUUUCCUAGAAAAGUUCAUGGAGGUCGAGGAGCUGAUGUUUUCCAUAAUUCAGCAGAAGUAAAUUAAGUUUACGGACUGUGUAAAAUGGUACUUUAUAUUACUUACAAUUUUUAUUUCAUAAUGAAGGUCAUGUCUAGCAUAA
Messenger RNA from Oryza sativa Japonica Group (Japanese rice), 1719 nucleotides. The record is from RefSeq and is a predicted model, not a curated record. NCBI's taxonomy places the organism in Eukaryota, Viridiplantae, Streptophyta, Magnoliopsida, Poales, Poaceae.